Sporothrix schenckii 1099-18 is the source of this 2511-nucleotide messenger RNA. RefSeq lists its product as uncharacterized. Gene Ontology annotation, cellular component: mitochondrial inner membrane. NCBI's taxonomy places the organism in Eukaryota, Fungi, Ascomycota, Sordariomycetes, Ophiostomatales, Ophiostomataceae. The coding region runs from base 1 to 2511 and encodes 836 amino acids. The transcript has a single exon. The record is from RefSeq and is a predicted model, not a curated record.
AUGGUGGCCGGACGGCCGCAUCUGAGCGGCAUUAUGUGCCUUCAGUGUGAGUUCCGUCUGUUCCAUACGACAACGCAACGACGCCUUCCACGUUUUGUUGCGCCGACGGUAUUCGUCCAUGGACAGAGACCGGUGAUAACGUGGAACCGGCGUCCUGAAGUACCGGCAAACCAUCUUCCGCGAAAUGCGCCGGCCUACUUCCACAGCGGGCGCGAAUUGUACCAAAGCCAACAGCACUCCGACGCCGACAUUCCCCUAACGAACGGCAAUAUUGCCGACGAGCCACUCGACGAGCAGAUCACAGACGCUGAUGCGGAGCAGAUAUGGAACUCUUUGCUUGAGGAAGAGGGCGAGCCGACCGAGACGGAGGUGUUCAGCUACAUUGACGAGCUGCGACCGGCCGACGAGACGAUCCUUUCUGAGAGCGCCUUUAGCAAAAGCGCCCGCGAGCUGGCCGAGGGCUUCACCGUUGCCCAACUGCUGGCCUACAUCCGAAAGUACCGCAAGCCGACCACCCAGCCGACCGUAUAUCCGUGGGAGGUGCGGCGGCGGCCAUGGGUGCCCGAUGUCUACGGCGACGAGGCGGUUGUCGACAGCAAGAUCAAGGCGAUCGGGCCCGGCUCGAGCCUCUUGCUCAAGGGCUACAUCCAGACAUCUAUGACCAACAAGGAGCGCGUGGUCGUGCAGCUGAUGCGCGAGUGCUGGGGCGUGUCGAAGCGCGAGGUGAUGGAGGCGCCUGGCCGGCUCGAUGUGACUGUGCAGGAGCUCGAGUUCGCACUGCUGACAGCCGGUGCCCAGACGUGGCUGCGUGACAUCUCGACGGCAUACUCGACCAUCACCACAACCACGGCCACGACCAGCCGCAGCAGCAGCCGCUCGCACAGCCGCAGUCAAACGCGCCACCACCGGCAUAUAGAGCUCCUACCCGGCCGCCAAAAACUGCGCAUCUUUGCGCCUGCAUCCACAGCCGACGCCAUCCUCGCCGAGAUCCACGGGAUGCUGUGCCAGGCCACGACCAAGCGCUUCCCGCUGGCGGACGUGGCACGGCAGGAUGCUGUCAUCACGCCUGCCGUCCUGCGGGCGGUCGGAGCGCUCACAGGCAGUUGGGUGCGCCUCCUGCGUAACGAGCAAGCCAAGGAUGACAGCGGCACGAGUUCGUCCGAAGUGCUGGUCAGCUGGGUGGCGGCGGCCGACCGAAACAUCGACCUCGAAGACACGGGUGACUUGGUGUACCGACUGCUGCUGCGUGCCUUUGGGCCGACGAGCCUGCCCGCGGCGCACGCUACAAGUGUGCUCGACUACACGCCGCUGAAACGAUCCAAGGCCCGGUUCCUGGCCGAGACGGAUGAGAGCAGCCGCGAGACGUGGCCGUGGGAGCAGCGCCAGGGCAAAUGGGCGCGACUGAUCGAGCCGGCGCCACUGGAUGCGUCCACGGCCCGCCAACGCGCCGCCCAGACGACGACGACACCGAGCGAGGACGCUCUACCCAUGGCCUUCACAGGGCUGACGGCCUCGACCAUUGACAAUCAACCAAACCCGCAGUGGUACCAAGCCAGCCGGACAUCGACCGUGGCUACGUUUGGCCGAGUCCUCCACGCACAGUCGAUGCAUCAUGCAGGGUUGCUGUUCGGUGUGGAAGGCGCCACCUCUGAUGUGGCACCGCCGCUGCCCGACCUGGCGCGCAUUCUCUCACCGACAGUGCCACCGCUGCUUGGCCUCAGCUCUCUGGCAGACAGGGGCCCAGCACCGGCUACGGAGGAAGACACAGCUGCAGCGCCGCCUUCCUUGGCCACGACAUCCACGACAAUCACCUUGCGCUUCUUGCCCGACCCCAAGACGGCACUGGCCGGCCGUGCGCCGCUUCUGGAAGUAUUCCUGGACGCUGUGCCAGGCCAGCAACCCGUCUUCUCCCAGCUGCACGUGGUGACGGCAACCAACACGAGCGACGUGUUGUUCCCUACGCAGCCCGUCGAUGUGCGCAUCACCCAGAAGCAGUUCUUCGCCUUGCCUGGGGCGGACAUGCUGCCCACGGCCGAUGCGGAAAGCAACAACACGGGCCUGGAGCCGCUCGUCCGCUUCCUCGACAAGUCCCAGCUCCAGCUCGAUGGCGGCCAGCCAGGUGCAGCCGUUCUCGCCACGCCUCUCUGUCUCGAGGGACUGCCCCUGCCGGCCGACGUACUCCUCCCUGCUGAUGUGAGCAACACUGGUGGUGCGCAGCAGCACGGGCAGGUGACUGUGGACUACGUGUUUGCUGGCCUGGAGGUGCGCCGGCGGGUUGCCACGGCGUUUGAGGGCUGGACGGCGGCUCUGACGAGCGUCGAAGCUGGGCGUGGCGAUGGACGCUGGACUGAGCUCAACCUGGAGGCAAUUCCAGCCAGCUCCGUCUCCGGCUUACCGUCUGCCGGGGAUGCGUCAUUCGAUGCCAGCAAGGCGAGCUUCCGCCAGGCAGUCGGCCAUAUGGUGCAUGGAGACCGCGUGCAGUGGUUGAUGCGUCACCGGCAGGUUGUAUGA